AUGUCCCCUGAGGAGCGUCGUAGGCUCGAGGCACUUGCCCAGCAACAGGCAGGUAGCAACACUUUUGACAUGGACUAUGACAAUGACAACACAGAUUUCGGCAAUAUAUUGGACGGCACUCACACAAUUGAGAUCAGCCAUGCGGGAGGUGAGUUUGAGGAUCUCGCAAGAGAGAUAUACGGGGACUUUUGGACACCGGAUCGCAUUAAGCGCCGUGUUGAUGCCUUCGAUCAACAAAUGUUUGGACUUACUGAUGCCUGCCUUAAAUGGAAUCACGAGCGUGCUCAGCACGGUUUUAGAAGCUUCUUAGAGGUUCAUAGGACUCACCAGUCGCAUGUGGAUCCUAACUCAGGCUCUUGGGAUGUUCAAGUCGUUGAUAUUUAUUACGCUGAGAAGGUCUCGGUAACUAUUGCUUCAACUGACCACUUUGUUGCAUCUGCUCUCGUCCACCAUGAACUGUACCGUGUGGCUUGGUUGCGGAAUCCUCACUUUUCUAUUCAAGCAUUUGUGAAGUCCAUUUGUGACUUGCAUGGUGUAGAGCAUUCUGAUGAGGAGAACCCGUGCACUGGGCGAUGGAAGAAUAUGGACGAUGAGAAGACAAAGAGAUCAUGGGGGCUUUACGAUGAAACAGGCAUUUUCCUUGCUGUUUGUCGUCAUGGUUUCUGUUUGCUUAUCGCUGACAUGGUCCAAAGUGGUGAACUUGCUAAGUAUCCGCUUUCCAUUGUCGCCAAGCUGCUUGAUGCCUUCGGCACAGAUCUGGGCAGCGAGUAUGAUAUUGGAUGUCAAUUUAAAACCACCCUCGACAAUAGCGCAUUGGGUCCACUCACUCGCUCUCUCAAUCAUACUUGUUUGGUCGGAGCCUUCCAUGGAUACGCACACGAACAUCUCUGCCAGUUGUAUCAUCUCACAACAUAUGUAUCUGGUCUUGGACUUGAGGACCUCAAAACUUGUGAAUGCACCUUCUCGAAAUCCAACGCUCUAGUAUCAACACUUCGUUAUGCUAGUGUGUUUCACCAUCAGCAGCUCAUCGCAGCGUAUUUUGAGCAUAACGAUGAGUAUGAAGUCUAUCCCAGUCUUGGAAAUUUUCUAUAUAAUAACUACAAGCAGGCGCUGGAUAUUCUCUCAGACGGUGAGAUCAUCCUCAAGAAGCUCAUGCAAGACAUCCAUAUCCCGGACGAGUCUGUGUUUGAAUGGUGGUUGCAAGAAGAAAGGGAUUACCUGCACGGCCUGUGCAUGAACCUCACUGCUAGCCAGAAUAACCUUGACAGCGCAAGAUCUAUCUGGGCGUCUGCAACACCAUCAAGCGCUUCGUUUGGCACGACAGACACUGCCGCAACUCGCAGAAUAGAGACAGCCCGCAGGCAUACCCUUGAACUCUUCGAAAAGGAUCUAGCAACUGUGCAAGAACUCAACUUGACAUCGUGCAGCAGUGGGUCCCUGAAGAUCCUGAGUGGCAAAAUGCUGGACAGUUGGUUGCUAAAAGAAGAUACAGCCUGA
Molecule: messenger RNA, 1497 nt
Organism: Suillus subalutaceus
Lineage: Eukaryota; Fungi; Basidiomycota; Agaricomycetes; Boletales; Suillaceae
Exons: 9
Coding region: 1-1497 (498 amino acids)
Source: RefSeq, a predicted model, not a curated record